UGGAUUGAGCGUCAAUCCUCGUCUCCGUCAAGAUGGAGAAGUUAGCAAUUUUAAUCCAGUUUAUAUUUAUUUAUUCCGUUUUGGGGGAUUCAACAUACUAUAGUUCCUACUAUGGGUUGCCUUUAACCUCUACUCAAGUUGCUGCAUACACAUCCAAUGGCACCGCUGCAAACUGUACAGUUGCAGUGGAGGCUUGCGAUGAAACCGAACCUAGGCGUAUUGAUGGUACAUGCAACAAUCUGAAAUACCCAUCAUACGGUGCUACUCGCACUCCAUACUACAGAAUCCUCGAUGCUUCUUACCAUAAGAAGUCGAGUUCAGAAUUUGAGCCCAGGCUCUCGUCGUCAGGAACAGAACUAAACCUUACAAGGAAAGUCAGAACUUCAAUCUGGGCUGAAGGGCGAGUGGACGAUGAAGUCCUCACCAGUGUUAUAAACCACAUGGCUGUGUUCUUCGCAACUGACAUCACUAACACUCGUGACACUACAAACUACGUAUCUUGGCGACCAUACUGCUGCAAGGCUGAAGGUAAAACUGACUACGCUUGCACCCCCAACCACGUGCCAAAAGAUGACUUCGUGCACCGCUUCUCUGGAAUCAGGUGCUUGAACAUGACCAGACCACUGACAUUCCAGACUUCUGGAUGUGCUCCUAAUACUACUACACCAUUGAGAAUUGUAGACGCUACUCCCCUGGUAGACCUGUCUCCUAUUUACGGUAACACUAUUGAGAAGGCAAGACGCACGAACUCCGGUGGAAGACUUGUCACCGUGACAGUUAAUAACAGAAUUAAUUUCCCAGACACAUCAACCCUCAAUCUUCUUCUUGGAAUCAACUUUGUGGGUAUUAUUCUCUUCUGGAACAACCACAACUUCAUCGCCGACCAGCUUGCUGCGGUCAACCCCUGCUGGACUGAUGACCAGCUUUUUAACACUGCUAGGGAAAUCAACAUCGCUUAUGGAGUUCAAAUGUUCUACUAUGAACUUAUGGCUACUUUGAUGGGCAAGGACAACCUGAUCGCCGACGGUAUUUUAUCUGAAAACGAAGGCUUCAGGGAUCUAUAUGACGAAACCAAACUGCCACAAAUUGCGUUGGAGUACCCAGUAGUGUUGAGAUGGAUGCAUUCUCUACAAGACGGUGACUUGAGAAUGUACUACGCAAACGGAACAUACAAAUCCACCUUCCCCAUAGUGGACCUGACCUCGAACACUGACUUUCUGAAGGUGGACGACACCAUGGACUACGUGACUCAAGGGUUCUUCAGACAGCCUACAGCCAAUUCCAAUGACUACGUUGUGGACCCUGAUAUUGUUCAACGAGGUCUCGGUCGUCUGCAGAGGUCUAAUGACAUCAUGACAAAUGACUUGGCCAAGAACCGUUACUUCGGUUUCAAGGGAUAUACUGACUACAGGAACCACUGUUUCGGUGAUUCCAUCACCAGCUUCGAUGACUUAACUGACAUCAUUGAUGUUGAGAGGAUAACACAGCUGAAACAGUUGUACAAAGACGUGACUGACAUCGAUCUGUUGGCCGGUAUAUGGGUAGAGAGGAAGAAGGAGAACUCUCACGUACCUCCCACCUUCUACUGCCUGGUGAAAGAACAGCUGGAGAGGUCAAUGGUCUCAGACAGACACUGGUACGAAAGAGACACAAGGCCAAAUGCUUUCACUGCUGAUCAAUUAGCGCAAAUCCGUAAAGUGAGUUUGGCGCGUAUGCUGUGUGAUAUCGGACCUGGUGUUACUGAGAUCCAGCCUAGAGCAUACGAGUUGCCUACUACUGGUAACGAGAUCGUCAGUUGUAAUCAAAUUCCCAACUUAGACUACUCAUACUGGAAGGACUAUUCGCUCACCUGCACUACAUAAGCAUAGAAGAAUAUUCUAACACAAGAUUUAAUGUAAUUCUUGAGAAGGACAUUUUUAAACAAGAAAAGUUAAAUAAAGCCUCGUAAACUCGACAUAUUAAAUUUUAUGAUUCUUAUGCCCGAAUACUCAAACGCUACUCAAUUUUAAGACGCUCUCAAAUGUAGUUCUGUCACUAUCAAUUCUUUAUAAAAUGACAGAGAUAGCACGAUAUUUAAGUACAACUUAAAAUUGAAUAGUGUUUGAGUAUUCGGGCGUUAAAAUUUCGUUUGCAUAUUUUUGAUUUUGAAGUUGUUUGCAAUGCAAUUAGAUAUAUUAUAUAAAAUGAAUUAUUUAAUGAAAUGAAUUUUGAUUGAUUAUUAAUUAAAAAAAAUAUGAAUCCUCUGCCUAUUCAUAGACAUUUUCACAUUUUUAUAUUGUCAUAAGUAAAACUGUUACAAAUAAA
Messenger RNA from Spodoptera frugiperda (fall armyworm), 2304 nucleotides. Its product is annotated as peroxidase-like. The transcript is spliced from 12 exons. The record is from RefSeq and is a predicted model, not a curated record. The coding region runs from base 33 to 1862 and encodes 609 amino acids. Gene Ontology annotation, biological process: response to oxidative stress. Gene Ontology annotation, molecular function: peroxidase activity; heme binding. Lineage: Eukaryota; Metazoa; Arthropoda; Insecta; Lepidoptera; Noctuidae.